Choloepus didactylus (southern two-toed sloth) is the source of this 2142-nucleotide messenger RNA. RefSeq names its product tetraspanin-5-like. Gene Ontology annotation, biological process: regulation of vascular endothelial growth factor signaling pathway; protein maturation; protein localization to plasma membrane. Lineage: Eukaryota; Metazoa; Chordata; Mammalia; Pilosa; Megalonychidae. Gene Ontology annotation, cellular component: membrane. Bases 237 to 926 code for a protein of 229 amino acids. The record is from RefSeq and is a predicted model, not a curated record. The transcript has a single exon.
GCGGCUACCCUGCCCGCCUGCGGCCACCCGGCUCCGGCGGCCUCGGCACGCGUGGGGCUAGAGGUGCGGGAGCCGCUCUCUGCCGGUGGGUCCCCCGCACCGCUGAACCCGGGCCGCCGGCGCUGCGGCCCCGAGGGCUCUGCGAGCCCCCGCUCCCCGCCGGGCCGCUCCGAGCAACGGUGCUCCUGGGCUCCAAACUCGGGCUGCCGGGGCAAGUGUCUUCAUGAACCCAGAGGAUGUCCGGGAAGCACUACAAGGGUCCUGAAGUCAGUUGUUGCAUCAAAUAUUUCAUAUUUGGCUUCAAUGUCAUAUUUUGGUUUUUGGGAAUAGCAUUUCUUGGAAUUGGACUGUGGGCAUGGAAUGAAAAAGGCGUUCUGUCCAACAUCUCUUCCAUCACCGACCUCGGCGGCUUUGACCCAGUUUGGCUCUUCCUUGUGGUGGGAGGAGUGAUGUUCAUUUUGGGAUUCGCAGGGUGCAUUGGAGCUCUACGGGAAAACACUUUCCUUCUCAAGUUUUUUUCUGUGUUCCUGGGAAUUAUUUUCUUCCUGGAGCUCACUGCUGGGGUCCUGGCGUUUGUUUUCAAAGACUGGAUCAAAGACCAGCUGUAUUUCUUUAUAAACAACAACAUCAGAGCGUACAGGGAUGAUAUUGAUUUGCAAAACCUCAUAGACUUCACCCAGGAAUAUUGGCAGUGCUGUGGGGCUUUUGGAGCUGAUGAUUGGAACCUAAAUAUUUACUUCAAUUGCACAGAUUCCAACGCAAGUCGAGAGCGAUGCGGCGUGCCGUUCUCCUGCUGUACUAAAGAUCCUGCAGAAGAUGUAAUCAACACUCAGUGUGGCUAUGAUGCCAGGCAAAAGCCAAUUUUUGGGAUAUGCCUGGCCCAGAAUUUGGUUAGUGACAUUGAAGCUGUCAGGGCUAGCUGGUAAAGCCCCUGCAACAGCUGCUGCAAGACACUGGACAGACCCUUGCCUUCCUGCUCGUCCAGCAUGCUGAGCUGACAUCCAAGCUGCAGGGACCCUGGUCACAGAGGCAUCCUGCCAUCCCACCUGGCUGAGCUGCAAAGAACUUGUGUUUUUUUUGUUUGUUUGUUUUUUGUUUUGGGGGGGAGGGGGGAUAAAACUGGGAAAUGCUGCUGCUCACUGACGAAUUUAAAAAGAAAAAUAACCAUUAUGAAAGUCAUUGCACCGUGAAUCUACUGUAGCCAUGGAUUUAUGGAACGUUGGAAACUUACCCAAAAAAAAAGGGUGGGGGACGCUGAUGUGCUUACAUGGAAACAGAAUACCCUUGGAUUUGUAGGAAAUACCAUGUUCUCUACCUGUGCAAUUGGAGGGCUGACAGAAGUCACAACUUGAAGGGACUGGCUUCUGUGCCGCAGCCUGAGGAAGUACAUCUUUUCUAAAACUCAGUCUCUUAACUGGGAGCGUGUUUGGGGACCUCCCUCCACAAUGUGAUUCAAGCAGCUGUUACAACUGUCAUCCCAAGAAGAAACCAGCUUGUCUUUGAGUUCAUAUUUUGAGGUAAUCGCAUUGAAUAAGUAACUUGUAAAGGGCACACUUGGUCUACUCUGGAGUGUCUCCUUGUAAGGGACGUUGUGUAUUCCAUGUGCACUGAGCCAGGGUGUUGAAACACUUCCUCAUGCUGUAUUUUAGCAGGACCUUUUUCUAAGCAGACCUGAGCUUUAUCAAUGAAAUGCAAGGAGAAAAAAAAUGAGGUAUUAGCCAACCCCCUUCUUACCCCCCCAACUGGUUGUCGGAUUCUUUGGAAACUCUGGAAUACUCUGUGUUGGGGUUUUUGUUUCUUGUAGGUUUUGUUUUGUCUCCCAAAGGUGAAAGCUAUGAUUCAGUUUCUCUUAUAUUUUAAAAUGUUCUCGUACUCAGCUCGACUGUUUUUCUUUUGUGUAAUCCUACCUGCAUGCCCUGUGAAUCAAUCCACCAUCUCCCUUUCCUGCCAUCCUUCCUACGAACAUUUGAAAAUGUUUUUGGUCAGCAUUUAUUUCCUGGGCUCAUGGCCUUUAUGCGGUCGUGGCAGGAAGAGACCAGCUGUGCCAUUGCAAAUGCUUCCAUGGACUCAGCAGACUUGUUACAGGGUUGAGCCUCGUGGCCUCCUGCACCCUCUCCCUCUUUCUCUUUGAAUGGAACUAAA